UCAUAAUGUGUACAGGCGUACAGCAACUAUAAAUUAAUGGAAUACUCUGAAAUGUGCGACGCGUUGUGAUCGUAAUGGCCUUCUUACGUAAACGCUAGUGCAAUUUGACGUGCGCCCAACAAAAGUGAAUGGUCUUUUACAUGUUACAUGUCAUCCGAUCGACGUAACACAGUCUUCCGUCUUUUGCCAGCGAAUUCGGAGAAUCUCCAAAGUACCUCGUGUAAACUCUGCAUCUAUAUCAAGUUUAUCGAUCUUACAAUUUCGCAGAAUAUGUAAGAUACUAGAUAUCACGCAACGAGAAGCGUCUUCUUGCUCCUGUCAAGAUCAGGGCAAGUCGAAAUGUCACGAUAUGCCGAAACUGUGCCGGACGCUACACUUUCGCGAAUACAAAUGCAACAGUCACUCUCUUCGGUCUAAUAAAUAAUACAAUUGUGGAUAUUAAAGUCAGAAUGCUGUAAAAAUGCCGUCGUUGCUGGAAGCGCUGGAGCUAAAGUACGGCAGCUCGACAACGGACUGCUCGUUGACGGAUGAUGAAGCGGAGUCCGGCUCGCCCAAGGCCGCUCUAUCAGUGAGCAUCUUCAUCCCCAAGAAGUCGCCGCGACACACGGUGCCGGCGCUGUUGGUUCUCCAGGACUGCGAUAUCGAAUCGGCGGGCAACGAUGCCGAAAAGCUACGUAGCAAGUGCAAGAACGUCGAGGAGCUUGAUCUGGCGCAGAACAAACUGUCGCAGUGGACGGAGGUGUUCGGCAUCCUGCAACACAUGCCCAAGAUCAAGUUUGUCAAUCUCAGUUUUAACUGUCUCGCGGAGGUGCUGGACGUCAAGCACGGUAACUACGAUCUUCUGAGGAAUCUCGUGCUGAACGGCACUAGGGUGUCCUGGUCGACGGUGCAGGGACUCGUGCGGCUUCUACGGAACCUGGAGGAGCUCCAUUUGUCGUUGAACGAGUACAAAACGGUGGAUCUCGAUCAUCAGAAGCCGGAGAAUGUUAACCCGGCGCUGAAGAAGUUGCACUUCACCGGCAAUCCGGUAGAAAUUUGGAACGAAAUUUCCAAGUUGGGAUAUGUAUUUCCAAAUCUGAAGAGUCUUGUCCUCGCUGAGUGCCCAAUCAGAUCGCUCGCUCUGGAGGAAAAUCGGAAUUUGCCGUCCGAGAACGACCGACGAGCGAAGGAAGAGGAUCACGGGCAGGAUAAUGAGAAUAUGAAUCAUUUAGAUGCAGAUGAGCACACGUCGUCGACGGAGGAAAAGGGAAAUAGGAUAUUCGAGAGCAAGGUCAACUAUGAUAGAUCCGAAUCGGAGUCGGAGUCCCACGGAACGACUGUCAGGUCGCCCCACGAUCCCUUCAGGAUGCUGAGGUUCUUGAACGUAAAUGGUACCCUGUUAUCGACCUGGGACGAGGUCGAGAGGCUUGCCAGAUUCCCCGCGCUCAAAUCACUUAGGAUUCAAGGAUGUCCGCUUUUCGAGAGCCCUCGAGAAUACACAGAACACGAGAGACGGCAGCUACUAAUAGCUCGAUUGCCAAACGUCGAGACUUUGAACGGCGGCGGCGUGAUAUCGUCCCAGGAACGCGAGGAUGCCGAGAGGGCCUUUAUACGUUAUUACAUGGAUAAACCGGAAGCUGAUCGACCUGAAAGAUAUUCCGAGCUCGUGGCUAUUCACGGAAAGUUGGACCCCUUGGUGAACGUGGAUCUGACACCGGAGAAAAGGGUCAAGGUCACGUUCACUUACGGAGAUCUUGUCGAGGUACGAUCGGUGGAUGUAUAUAGAACAGUAUUCGAAUUAAAAACCAAAUUGGAAAGUAUGGUGAAAAUUCCUGCCAACAGAAUGAGACUCUUUUAUGUUGACCAGGUAAUGAAGGCGCAAUACGGACCGGAAGAAAUGCUGUAUCCGAAUAAGCAGCUCUAUCGAUACAACAUUAGAAAUGGCGACGAGAUCAUCAUCGACAGCAAACUGAAUCGAUUCGCGUCAACGUCUUCAACUUCUUCCAUUCGUUCUUGAAGAUCAACACGCGAAUCAAGCGGUAUUAAAGAAAUCUAAUAGCUCUUCGAGUUUUUUGAUCUCUUACUUAUUGCUUCGCGAUGCGUUUAUUACUAAAUUGUAAUAAUCCUAUCGAUACAGAUCGAUAGAGAAAUACCGGUUUUCAUGAUCGCAUUUAUUAACGUUGCAGAUCUGAUAACCGAAAACUAUUAUAAUCGGUGAAAGACGAUUCAGAAACACUUCUUUGCAUGGAGGUAUAUAUGAACUAACAAUUUAGAAGAAUUGCAAAUAUUCAAUGUUGUAUUAUAUUGCAAAUAUUUCAGAAAUAAUAACUGAUGCAAUCAUGAAUUGGCGAAUUAAUAUCGAGUGAAAUUUUUAAGAUACAAAGUAUCUCUUUAAAAAAAAAGACAUUUUUCCGAAAACUACUAUGAAUUAUCGCGGUCAAUACAUUUUGAUCGCAGCAAAGUCUUCUGACGCUGUUAUAGAUAAUUAUUUAUCUGUAUAAGAAACUCGUUCAUCGUCUCGAUGUAUGAACUUAACCGCUACUAACGAGUCUGGCGCAUAUAGAAAAUAAUUGUUUCCAGUGUAUACAUGUACACUUAGAUAAAGUAGAUGGUCGUCGAUUUGUAAGUUUUCUUUUAAUGUAGAAUAUAAUUUUCGUCUGUUGUAGGCGACAAAAUGUAAUGGGAAAGUAGGCGACAAAAUGUAAUGGGAUUGUACAUAGUCAAUAUUUCAAUUUCCAGCCAAAUUCGAUGUAGCUACAAUACGCGAGCUUCAAGGGAGCUUACCUUCUUAUUUAUCGUUGUUCGAUUUAGGGGAUCAUAGGGACUCGCGCGUAUAGGGAAAAUAUAAUUUACGUGGAUUAUGUGACGUGUUUACAUAAAUUUUAAGAUAAAAUGCCAACACGACUGUGACGAGGCGUGUUGCUAUUGACGAAAAAAAUGAAAUAUUUUUGUAGGUCAAAGUCACAGUGUUUAGCUUUAAAGAAGUAUUCGUUCAUAACGAACGCAUUUUUUGCUCUUUGUCAAACACCGGGCAAUGAUAAAAGUGUUUAAACAGCACUGUCGCAGCUGUCGUUUCCGUCGCGCACGCAUUUUAAGUACGAAGAAUGCGUGCAAAUCUUUUAUGAAGGUCACUUGAUAUAAACAUGCAAGGGGAAUCUUGUGUUUAAGAGUAGUAGAAUGCAUCGCUGGUUCGCAAGUGUCAUCCAUCUAUAUUAUCAUCUUGAUUUUUGAAUGAUCUCUGUACUUUCUCUCAAGCUGAUACAUUUAUAUAAAAACUUUUUGUUUAGCUCUACGCAAAUUUGAAAGCACAAACGUCAUCAGGUUUCCUCAUCCAGUUUAAACGAUUUAGAAUUAGAAUAUUGCAAUAUUGAAUUCAAUACAACGUGAAGAUGAAAUCACGCAAAAUUUACAUAAAGUUAAAACUGCUUAUAAUUGAUAAUCUAUUCGCAGUAUGUACUUAAGUACAGAUUAAAUACCUUGGAACAAUGUAUUUUUUUUAAUUCCAAUGUUGAAUUAUAAUGCAAUAUGAGAUAAUGAUUGUACAUUAUUGCUUCGUCAAGGAGUGAACGAACGAAGAUCAUGUAUAAUACAUGUAUAAUACUGAUCACUAUACAACUGAAACUAAAAUCGCAAGAUGAAUUUCCAUUGAUUUUAUAAAUGAAAGUUGUAUAUAAUUUUAUUCGAAUAAUUAGAAUUCUCGUCAUUAUCUCGAUUUUCAAAAGUAUGUUUUUUUCUUUGAACGCUAUAAUAUAUCUCGUUGCAUUUAUCUUAUCUCGAUUUAGGGCACAAGCGAGCUUGCGAAAAGAGAAUUAUUAGAACGUUGCGUUGCUUUGUUCUUUGAAUCCGCCAGCACCGUGAAAAUAUUCAGCUACAAGCGUUAGAGAAAGAAAGCGAACAGUGUAUCGAGUUUCGGUCUUCUUCACUCAUAAGCAACGAAGCUUGAAGAGCCACUUAUGCCUGCCUUUACGCGUAUUAGUGUAACUCUGAUACUUCUAACACUGCCCUGUGAAUAUUAUGAAGUAUAAUUCGGGACGUGUGACAAGGCUUUGUACAUAAAGAGAAACCCUAAUCGAAUUCUCUUGCAGCGAUACAAUGCUAAUAAAAAAAUCGCACAAUUUAUAAUAAUAAUAAUAAUCUUUGAUCAACGAUUAAAGAAAUAUUCGUAUAAAGCAAGUUUUACAUAUAUUAUAUUAUUAUAUUAGAUUUGAUACUCUUCUAGUUUAGCAAUUCCAUCAAGUGAAAAAUAUUUUGAUGUUCGGUAACAAGAAAAAAUGUGUAUAAACAAAAGUGAUUUCGUUCGCGAUCAAGAAUUCAUUAAUAAACACGAUCGUGAAUUUUUUAAGGAAUCUUGCUACUCGAGAAAUUCGACUAGACGUUUCUCGGAGAUGGAAAAAGGGCCGCGAACCAGGAAGACAUUAAUUGUCGGAUUCCAAUGCCAUUCGCAUCUUGCCUUCGCGAUACAAUUGACACGCACAAUUGACAUGAAUCGUUUUCGCUAACAAGACCCGACAAAGAGCGAAAACGAAAAUCAAUCACGAAGGAAGAACAAAGGGAUUGGUAAUGGAAUCCCAUGCUGCAUGUCUAGUCUCGAAAAAAGGAACUCUGCAUUAUUCUCAUUUUAUAUAAUACGAUCCUUUUUUUGUGCUGGCGCAAAUGUACGUACUAACGAAAUAAAUCAUUUAUA
This is a messenger RNA of Camponotus floridanus (Florida carpenter ant), 4663 nucleotides long. It is a transcript of the gene mlt, whose product is annotated as tubulin-specific chaperone cofactor E-like protein. Gene Ontology annotation, molecular function: alpha-tubulin binding. Lineage: Eukaryota; Metazoa; Arthropoda; Insecta; Hymenoptera; Formicidae. The transcript has 7 exons. The coding region runs from base 461 to 1996 and encodes 511 amino acids. The record is from RefSeq and is a predicted model, not a curated record. Gene Ontology annotation, biological process: protein folding.